Molecule: messenger RNA, 602 nt
Organism: Panthera uncia (snow leopard)
Lineage: Eukaryota; Metazoa; Chordata; Mammalia; Carnivora; Felidae
Gene: ANAPC13
Product: anaphase promoting complex subunit 13
Exons: 3
Coding region: 116-340 (74 amino acids)
Biological process (GO): protein K11-linked ubiquitination
Cellular component (GO): anaphase-promoting complex
Source: RefSeq, a predicted model, not a curated record
AUCCGGGAGUGGAGAGAAAAGGGCUUGGGUCACGUGAUGCUGAGGGUGGGGUCUGGUAGAAGCGGGUGCGGCGCUGGGUCCCGCGCGGAUCUGACAAGAUCAAAGCUGCAGGAGAAUGGACAGUGAGGUACAGAGAGAUGGGAGGAUCUUGGAUUUGAUUGACGAUGCCUGGCGAGAAGACAAGCUGCCGUAUGAAGAUGUCGCAAUACCACUGAAUGAGCUUCCUGAACCGGAACAGGACAACGGUGGCACCACAGAAUCUGUUAAAGAGCAAGAAAUGAAGUGGACCGACUUGGCCUUACAGUACCUCCAUGAGAACGUUCCCCCUGUAGGAAACUAACACCUGGCUCCCUUUUCAUGGACGGAUUUUUUUUAGAAUACGUAGGGGCACUAAGGUAGCUCAGUGGUUAAACAUCCAACUCUUGAUUUCAGCUUAGGUCAUGAUCUCACCGUUUUUGAAAUAGAGCUUUGUAUCGGACUCCAUGCUAACGGUGUGGAGUCUGCUUGGGAUUCUCUCCCUCUCUCUCUGCCUCUUCCCCAGGUGCACACAUGCACGCGCGCUCUCUCUCUCUAAAAUAAAUAAAAAUUAAAAAAAUUAAAAA